Messenger RNA from Prorocentrum cordatum, 2466 nucleotides. The record is from the annotation of a GenBank genome assembly. Lineage: Eukaryota; Dinophyceae; Prorocentrales; Prorocentraceae.
CUGGGGAUACCUUGGGCCAGGGGCAGCUCUGGCAUGGCAACACCCGACGGGACCGGGACGGGGUACCCUGUCAAGGGUAUUUUCUGGCAGCGCGCAGGGAGGUGACAGGACCGCGCCGCCUUCAAGCGGGAUUGCGCAGGGAAGUGGCAGGAAGGCUUUCGGGUCAACGUCCCAGCACUGGGCACCUAGCUGGAUGGCGCUGACAGGAGCUGGUGGCGGCCGCGUGCCGGCUGCGGCCGCGAGUAGGCGAGCCUGUGCCCGAGGGCAGCGCUGCCGCCGCGCAUGCCGCUCUGAGUGACUGCGCUGCCGCGCUGGAGCGCGCAAGGGCGAUCUGGCUCGCCAGGCUCCCCGGCCAAGGCCAGCCCACCGUGUCUCCGCCGGUGGCGCUGGAGGCAGCUUGCGACAUAGCGGUUGGUUUGGGUGUGCAGGACGAUCUUCUCUUGGAGUGGAUCGCCGCCGAGGUCGUGCAGCGGAUCGCGCGCUUCGACGUCAAGAGGCCCUCAGGCGGCGGCUCUGCGUACGCGCGCGUGGCGGCGCGGGACUCCUCUGGAUUGCUGCUCCAGCGCGUCGACGCGAUGGUGUCUCGAACGGCGUCCGGUCUGCCGCCGCUGGGGCUGGCGAACCUGGCGGCCCUCGGCUAUGGUGGCUGCUGGGGCCGUGCAGUGGGUGCACAGGUCGCGCUGGGGCCAGGGCUGCCCACUCUGCGGCGGUCGGCCCUGGAGCGCCUCGGCGAGUUCUCUGCGCCGGAGGUCCUGUGGCUUGCCUCUGGGCUCCAGGGCGCAGGGGUGCUGGACGGCGCCGCGCUGGCCGCUGCGCGCGCGGCGCUGGAUCAUCUGGGCGCCGGCGCCGACGGCUCUCUGCCCACGCCGUGGGGCACUCGCCUGGAGGCGCCCCCGAGCGCGCCCGGGAGCCCAGAGGUGCUGUCCGAGCGCGACGAGGUGUUCGCCAUCUAUAAGCCGCCGGGGUGGUCGGCGGCGACCGGCUUUGCCAGCGGGGCGCACCCGCGGCUCGCCGACUUCCUCGCGCGCGCGGCCCGGCGCUGGCCCAUCUCGGGCGACGCCGCCGAGGAUCGGGACGGGGACACGCCCGACCUGACACCAGCGGCGCCCUGCUCGCCGCGAAGACGUACCGGGGCUUCUGGCGCCUGCGUCUGGAGCUGUGCGCCCAGAUCGGAGGGUCACGAGGCAGUACGUGCUCCUCUGCCACGGCCGCCUGCCCCUCGGCGCCUGGGUCACGACCGCCGCUCCCCUCGGCCUGCGCCGCCGGCCCGCGCGGGAGGGGGGCGGCGGCGUGCGGUCGCAGGCGGAAGUGCGCGCGGACGGGCGGCCCGCGCGCACGGCCGCGCUCGCGGUGGCGCACCUGCGGGGGCCGCGCGGCUGCGGCGCCGGCGCGGAGGACUACAGCCUGGUGCUGGCGCGCCCUGCGACGGGCAGGACACACCAGUUCGGCGGCAGCUCCCGGGAGGUCGAGCUAUCUGGCUGUGCCCUGGCCCCGGCAUCCAGGUCCAUCCGGCUUCAUCCCGCGCAUAUUCCGGCCGAGACCCGCUCAUAAGUCCCGCUGAGUCCGCGGUCUAGUGACUAGACCGCGGACUAAGUACGGCGUAGCAGCACCCCAGUGGGUUCAAGCCUCCCUUAUCUUUCCGACGAGGACCUGCCAGCAGUUGCCCCCUAACACAAGCUACGUUGCCAUCUGUCCCACCUGGGGCAUCCCCUGGCAGCCGAUGCGGCGUACGGCGCGGGCCCGGCGGGCAGCUGGUGCCCGCGCACCUUCCUGCACUGCGCCGCCCUCGGCUUCCUGGGCCCAGACGGCCGCGGCGGCCGCUGCAGGGUCCUCGCGCCGCUGCCCGCGGACCUGCGCCUGGCGCUGGCGCGGUUGGCGCCAGCCGACGAUACGUCUGGGAAGGCAGUCGCAGACCUUCUUCGACGCAAGAUGCCGCCACAGGCUGCACGCCGUGUGGGCAUCGUGUGACGCAUUCGCGGUCACGCCACCCGUGGGCGGCCGUGCUGGGCGUGGGCGAGUUCUAUGAAAGUGGUGCUGAUUGUUCUGCGCUGCUAGUUAUCUGCGCGCGCAGCAAGCAGACCCAAGCCAGCUCCACGCACGUCCAGCGCAGUGGAUGUGACAACGGGAUGCAACGGUGAGCUUGGAGCGUUUAGGCGUGGAAUGCUUCUCUGCGCGAGUGUGCUGGUCAUACUGAUGUCUGACUGCACGCGCAGCUGGGCGUACUGGUGUCAUACAGGGAGGUCUGCACCACAGCCAGAGGUCGAACUCGCCCUUCGACACAUAGCGACGUUCCAGAUUUAAAGCGAUUAUUCAUGAAUUUCGCAGCGCUUGUUCACGUUCAUGUCCACCCGCCCUAGUUUUCACCAGAGGCGUCCCUUUUGAUAUCGUGUUCAUUAGUUGUAGCCGUCAGUGGUGUCGGGUUGGUCGGAUGAUAUUCCAAGUGCUCAUGUCCACAUUCGAGAUGUC